This is a messenger RNA of Phaedon cochleariae (mustard beetle), 1660 nucleotides long. Lineage: Eukaryota; Metazoa; Arthropoda; Insecta; Coleoptera; Chrysomelidae. The record is from the annotation of a GenBank genome assembly.
AGUUAUGAGAAUCAGUUAUUUGAUGACUGAAUGAAUACUUAGGCUAUUCUCAUGACAAGAUUUAUCUUCCAAAUUGUACCCUCAUGAUUGAAUCUGAACUAACCAAUAUUUAGUGAGUGUGUAAUUAUAUCAGUGAGAAGUGUGUAUUUAAAUCAACAAAAGUACCUAAAAUAAAUGACGAGAAGAAAACAUCACCGUAAGGCAAAAUCUACGACCAAAGCCAUGGAAACGCCAAAUGAUUCUUCCCCGACAACAAGUUCUGAAUUGAAUUUUAGGGAUUCCGUUGAUUGUAGUGUGCAGACUGAAUAUUCAUUGCCCCAAACAAGGAACAAACUACAUGGGAUACAGAAUCUGGAGUCCAUUACAAGAAUCACAAAUUUUCCAGUUGUCGAAUCCAGCUGGAGUUAUGCAGGGAGUAUUUACAAGAAACUCAAGGACAGCAAUUCCAUGGUACAUUGGACUUUUGAUACUGCCGAGUCAUCAAUUCAUACUAUUCUGGAAGCAGCUUCUCCUGCUAUAAUCCUCUUAGAAGGACCCAUCAACUCACUGGACAAAGUUGUUUGUAGAAGUCUUGACAUUGUAGAACAAGCUGUGCCAUCUAUCAAUCUACCUCCAGAAAUGAUAUAUUCGAAUACGAAGCAAUAUGUUACUGAUGUGGGAACAAAAAUAGCUCAACCUGUCCUCAAGAGAGCAGAUUCCAUGAAGCAAAUCGGUAAUACCGUUCUAGCCAGUAAAUACACUACCUAUGCAGCAGAUACACUCGACGGAGCAUUGAAUGUCGCUGAGAAAUAUGUGGAUAAAUACUUACCUGCUGAGGAUGAACCGGCAACUGAUGAAACUGAAAACACCAUUGAUGGACCGACUGGUAAGGCUAUACAUACGAUACAUCAUGUAGACAGAUUCUCACGCAAACUGAGAAGAAGGCUGACUCAACGUACCAUAGCAGAAGUUGAGGCAUUGAAACAACAAAGUGCUGAGGCAGUUCACGUGCUCAUAUACGUUGCUGAACUGGUGGCUACAGAUCCUGUUCUAGCGUUCCAAAAAGGAAAAGAAUUGUGGGCCAGCCUCAGUAAAGAUGAACCGGAAAAUCAGGCGAGGCCAGAAAACGUAGAGCAGUUGAUAGUUCUAAUGACCAGAGAAUCAGCUAGAAGAAUGGUACAUUUGAUCAACUUCACUAGUGGAGUUCUGAGCAAUGCUCCAAAGAGACUAACUGUUACCGUCAAUUCGAUUGCUAGGAAAAUUUUACACGUGCUGGACUCAACAGUGAAGACGAUUCACAUGGAAGACGUCCAAAGAAACAUUGGAGACAUUCUCAAAAUCCAAGGACGACAAUUAGCCAAGGCACUGAAGGAGGUCAAUGCUUAUAUAAGCGAACUCUUGGAAAGAAUCCAAGAAAAUCCCAGUAAUGAAAACCCCUCAAAAUCUGCAUUGGCUAUUCCCCAGAUCAAAGUACAAGAAGCGAAAGCAACUAUCAAAAAUACAAUUGCCAAAUCAAAUGGCACAGAAAAUAACUCUUAACUACCAUCUUAUCAGUAGAUAUAUUAUGAACGGCAUUUGACUGAUUGAUCAUUGGAUACAAUAUUACUGCUAGGUGGGUUACCAAAUAUUGAUUUACUGUACUUCAAAACUAACAGAAACAUGGAAUAUAUUCAUAUUAUAU